GUCUGUGGGAAGGGAUCCCAUGGGUGGCUGGGUCCCAGUUAGAGCGCAUUACUUCAGGUAGGGGCACGAAGUGAGAAGCCCCCCUUGAUCGCGUCCUCUCUUGUGUGCAGAGAGAAGAAAUGAUGCCGACGGGACGAGAGCGAGGUGUGCGGCCGACCCUGGCCCUGAUGCUCCUGGCGUGUGUGCGCGGCUGCUUCGCUGACUGCCCCUCGGUCUGUGACUGCGGCUCGGGGAACGGGACCGCGGUGUGCCGGGGCAGGGGGCUCACCGCCGCCCCCGAGCGACUCCCCUCGGACACUGCCGUGCUGGACCUCAGCGGCAACCGGAUCGGCUCCCUCGGGCGCGGCGCCCUGGCCAACCUGACGGCGCUGGAGGAGCUGGACAUCGGCGACAACCUCCUGUCCGACAUCCAGCCCGGGGCUCUGUCCGGCCUGCGCAGCCUGAGCACCCUGCGGCUGGCCGGCAACCGGCUCCGGACCCUGUGGCCCGGCGCCCUGCCCUGCGCGCCCAACCUCACCACCCUGGAGCUCGGCCGCAACCCGCUGGUGCUGCUGCUGGACGGCGCCUUCCAGGGGCUGCCCGGCCUGCAGCGCCUGGAGCUGGGCGAGCAGCUGGCCCACGUCCAGCCCGGCGCCUUCGCUGGCCUGGGCCGCCUGCGGCACCUGGCCUUCGGCAUGGCCGGGGCGGGCGCCGUGCCCACCGCCGCGCUCUCGCCGCUCGGCAGCCUCGGCUCGCUGCGCCUGUCCGGGCUCGGGGCCACCACGCUGCCGGCCGAUGCCUUCCGCGGCCUGCGGGGCCUCCGCCACCUGCGCAUCGAGCGCUGGCCCCGGCUGGCGGCGCUGAGCCCCGACGCCCUGGGCGGCCUCAACCUAACCCGCCUCGCAGUCACCCACUGCAACCUGAGCUCGGUGCCCGGCCGGGCCCUCGGCCACCUGGUCUACCUGCAGAGCCUGGACCUGUCGCACAACCCCAUCGCCGUGCUGCCGGAGGGCUCGCUGCAGGGGCUGCCCCGCCUGCGGGAGCUGCGGCUGGCGGACGGCGGGCUGGCCGAGAUCCAGGCCGGGGCCUUCCAGGGCCUGGGCCGGCUGCGGGCCCUCGACCUGUCGGGCAACCGGCUGGCGACGCUGGAGGAGCGGGCGUUGGAGCGGCCGGGCGGCCUGGAGGCACUGGGCCUGGGCGCCAACCCGCUGGCCUGCGACUGCCGGCUGCGCUGGCUGCGGGCGGGCAGCGGGCGACUGGACUGGGGCCCCCGGCCGCCCGUCUGCGCCAGCCCCGAGGGGGCCCGCGGCCGGGAACUGGCGGAGCUGGGGCCCGGCGAGCUGUCGUGCAGCCGGCCGCGCAUCAGAGCCCGGCCGCCGGCCGAGGUGACGGUGGCGGAGGGGCAGACGGUGAGCCUGGCGUGCGGGGCGGAGGGCCGGCCAGCCCCGCGGGUGAGCUGGGCCACGCCCGGCGGCCGGGUGCUGAGCGGCGGCGAGGGCGGCCGGCUCCGGGUGCUGGCCGACGGCUCGCUGGAGGUCCGCCUGGCGCAGUCCCGGGACGCCGGCUCCUACCUGUGCACCGCCUCCAACGCGGCGGGCAGCGAGGCGGCCGCCGCCCGCCUGCUGGUGCGGGGCUGGGGCCCCACCGCCGCCGGCACCCGCCUCGACCCCGCCGCCCUGUCGGUGGUGCUGACCCUGGGCUCGGCCUGCUUCCUCGGCGUCACCGGCCUCUGCUUCGCCCUGCUGCUGCUCUGGAGCCGGCUGAAGGGCCCCAUCAAACGCACCAGCAGCGUGGAGGUGCUCCGGCACCCGAGCGGCACGGACGCACAGUCCGAGGCCAUCAAGUACACCACCAAGAUGUUGUGACGGUUGGGGGGGGGGGGACUGCUGGGGAAAGGGAGGGGAGGGUGGUCAGCCUCUUGGACUGGCCUGGGGCUUGUGGGACGGGCUGCAAGUGCACCAGGGGUUGGCUGCACCAAC
Messenger RNA from Pristis pectinata (smalltooth sawfish), 1958 nucleotides. Its product is annotated as leucine-rich repeat and immunoglobulin-like domain containing-NOGO receptor-interacting protein 4. Bases 120 to 1844 code for a protein of 574 amino acids. The record is from RefSeq and is a predicted model, not a curated record. Gene Ontology annotation, molecular function: protein binding. Lineage: Eukaryota; Metazoa; Chordata; Chondrichthyes; Rhinopristiformes; Pristidae. The transcript has a single exon.